AUGAAUGGUGCCAAAUCAUUUCAAAUAAUGACCACCGCCAAAGGACUACUCCACCAGGCCGCACCGACCAAUCACGUGUCAGUCACGUGUCAAAAUGUCAGAGGAGUCCCCAUCGGACAGAAUGGGAUCACGUGCUCGUCAGCGAGUGGAGGUGUGAAGGAACACCGCCCACGCAAUAAAGGUCAAGUUGCCGCAAAGAACAAUUUCGCAGGAGUGAAAAACAUUGACGACGAUGAUGAGGAUGUAGAUGAUAAUGAUAUAAUAGUAAAUGGUUGUGAGGAAAGGAAUAAUAAUAUUGAAAGAAGUUUCAUAGAUGAUGAUGGCAAAUACAAAAUCAACAUCGAUGAUGGUGAUAACAAUGAUGACAAAGAUUAUAGUGAUGAUGGCUCAUCAUCACCGUCAUCAUCAUCAUUGAGAAAUCUCAUUAAAGCAGUUGACGUUGAUGAAGUUAUCAAAUCCGACAGCAACUAUUUUCCUGAUCUGCUCGGUGUUGCCAACGACAAAACUGGUGGAAAGAUCAUUAAUAACCAUAAUGACAACGACUUCAAACUCAUUAACAACAGCAACAUCAACAACAUCAAUGACAUCAGCAACAACAACAGCAACGCAAACAACAACACCGAAAACAGCAGCAACAAAAAAGACCACGACAAACUGGGCAAUAAAAAGUGUUUCAACGUUUCUAACGUUAACGAAACAUUACCGACUGACUGUCCACCAAACAAUAUGACCACUAAAAUUAUAAAUAGAAAUUUUACGACUCCCUUAGCCUGGUCAGUCUGUCAGCAAUUUAAAGGAGGAACACAGCAGCCCGUGGGUGGUCAACUGUCGCAACGCAGACCUAACAAGCCGCAACCGAAAUUACAUUGCUCAGCUUGGUGGCAGACACUGGCCACACAACUCAGAAAAGUGCUAACAUUUUCAUUUCAAAACCUGAAAAAACAGUUUGAAAAAAGUUUCAGACACGGUGGAAAAGUUUUUCUUUUAUUGUUACGGCAUCAUUUAAAACAGAACUGUGCGCAGCUCAUCAACGUAAACAAAUUCCUCAUCAGAGUCUUCAACAGCCUCACCAUCAUCAGUCUAUACUGCAGAUACAUUCUUUCCAACAAUGGCGAUAUUUUAUUUCGUAGUUUGUUGCAGAGGAUAAAUAACUGCAUCGGUCGUGCAUCAGUAACGCUGGGAAGGACGCCAUAUCCAUCAGUGAUUAAACCACAAUAA
This is a messenger RNA of Helobdella robusta, 1218 nucleotides long. RefSeq lists its product as hypothetical. The transcript is spliced from 5 exons. The record is from RefSeq and is a predicted model, not a curated record. Bases 1 to 1218 code for a protein of 405 amino acids. NCBI's taxonomy places the organism in Eukaryota, Metazoa, Annelida, Clitellata, Rhynchobdellida, Glossiphoniidae.